AUGAACGAGGAGCUUCUCUCAGCCACAAGAGGUCUCUCCUUGUCACCUCGCAAGGAUCCACGUCCGGCUCGUCAAGCUUCUACAUCAAAGCUUUCGGCCCUUUCGCCAAGUACCCAUGCAUCCGGCAGCGGCAGACCUGCACUGGCCACCUCGCCCCAGCAAAACGCGCCUCAUCCUCCUUUCGGUGAUCGGAGCGAUCAGAACAGUACAUCAAAGCUGGAUAGCCCCGCUGCUCGGGUCUUACCCUACUUCAACAUGCCGAGGGGUGUCAAGCGACCAAGGCGCGAUCUGGAAGCAGCCGACAAGGCUGACGCCAACGUCAGCACUACGCUCAAUAGCUUCAACAACGCUCAUGACCCCAUCGUGAUCUCGGACGACGAGGAGCGCGAGCCCUCGGUCGCCUCUUCUCCGUCCGCCGAGCUGCGCAGCCUCGCAAAGAAGUAUACAUACGAAAGCCCCAGCAAGGCAACCUCACGCGAGAAAGCUGGCUCAAGCUCUAGCAAGGUCCAAGGAUCCAAGCCGUUUGUACAGUCGGAAUCAUCGAUUCAUGCCGUGGCUCCUGAUCCACAUGCCCUCAUCAAGGAGCCGCUUGCUUCCACCUCGACCAGCAAACCGGCAUCGCGUCCCCCUAAACGACAGAAGGCGAGCAAGUCAAGCAUCCGUCCCACAGUUCAGCCCAAAAAGACUGCAAAGCUUGCCCAAGAGGCUGGAGUCUCGCCCCUUGAUCUCUCUGACUUGACAUCGGCUGCCUUUCGACUCUUGACUCGCUGUUCCUUUUGCGCAGCUGCCUUCACCAAGUCUUCCACGCCAAAGACCAAGCAGGAGCACUUGUCGAUGUGUGCACCGCUCCAUUCGAUCAUCAAAAGCUCAACCGCUCUCGAAACGAUCACAUCCGAUAUUCGCAGCGCCGUCGCCAGAGACGAGGAUGCCAAACGAGACGCGCAGGCCAAUCGCACCGUCUUCCAGGAUGUCGUCAUGGACGCCGACUUGGUCCUGCACGAAGGACGAGCCAGCCAGAUCGAGGUUUCUUCCAAGAAGCGCGGCAGGGACUCCGUCAUGGUCAAAAAGGCCAUCAAGCGCUCCACGAAACCGCCUCUGCUUCUUGCUACCUCGGACGAGUCCGCAGCGAUUGGUUCAGUCACGCGCACGGCUACUUCUCGACUACAGUCGCCUCGCAAGGCCGGCAUCGCUGCACGCGAUCUCGCAGACCACUUGUUCACUGAGGAGCAGGACACGUCACUUCCUCCUGCUCCGGCUCACGAAGAAGACUUGGCCCCGGCAUUUGAUCCCGCUGCCGCCCUGCCGGCCACGCCGAACAAGCGAGGAAGCACGAGUAGUGCCAACUACGAUCUUCCCCUGGUGUCUGCAGAGGAGGUGUUCGCCACGCUGACCUACACAAGUCCAAAGACUAGUCCCUUCAAGGCUCUGCAAGUCGCACGCGAAAGGCAAGCAUUGCGCGACCAAGAGUCGAUUUCGCUGGGAAGCGGUAGCAAGUCCGUGCCAGCAAGCCCUUGCCCCGCACCUACGCAGCCAUUUGUGCCCUCCAAGCUCGCCCUGCGCCGCCGAGGUCAGGACGGCAAAGUACGCCCGAGGGUCUUUGAUGCCGCAGCACCCAGUCGCUCGCUGUUGGAUCUCGUCUCUGGUCACAAGAUCGAAUCCGACGAUGCGAAGAACGAAGCCAAGCGCAAAGCAUCUCUGCUCGAUCGUCCAGACUUUGUCGCUCCGGCCAAGAAGGCGAAGCUUUCCAAGGAAGAGGACCAUUGUAUGGCCGAUCUGAAACCCGUAGAAAAACACGAACCCGCGGUCGCAGAUCAAACCUCUCACGUCUCUCUCGCCGGCUCGCCCUCGUACGAUAUGGACGUCGACGCGAUGCCGACCGAAGAUCAGACGAGUCCCAAGUUCGCUGCGCACGAGGACCACAAGAUCGGUAAGCAUCAAGCACAAGCGUCCUCGUCCAUCCUUCAAGCUUCUGCAAAUCAUCGCUUCAAGGCUGACACAAGCCCACCAACAUCUGCCAAUAUACCCCAGUGCGACGCAAUUGAUGAACCUGUCGGCUCGCCUGCUCUUCAACAGCACGAUGAUCAGGGCACAGCUGCCAAAGUGGAUGGACACUCAAGUGAAGCGGAAGAUGAUGACGAUGACGACGCGCAGUCGUUUCUUGAUCUGCUCGAGCCUUCCGAGCCGUACGACCCGCAUGCAAAUACAUACUUCCCAAGCACCGCCCUUCCUGUCCAAGCACAUCCAGAGACGCUCUCUCCGACUUCAUCGGAUGACACAGAGACUGUCAGCUCGCCUCUCUCUGGCGACAGGAGACGUCGAAUGCUCGUCGCAUCUGGUGGUGCAUCCGUCGGCUUUGCUGAAAGACGCGGACGGCGCGACUCUCCGUCCAUCGAUCAAGUUGCUUCCUCGGAUCCGAUGCAAGACCAGUCGAGCCCGUUGGUCACUAGCCGCGACGCUGACAAAACGGCGGUGACGGAUUCUGAGCCCGACUUUAACGGCGCAACAGACACCAGCUCUGCAAGCACACCACAGCUUUAG
Molecule: messenger RNA, 2538 nt
Organism: Moesziomyces antarcticus
Lineage: Eukaryota; Fungi; Basidiomycota; Ustilaginomycetes; Ustilaginales; Ustilaginaceae
Exons: 1
Coding region: 1-2538 (845 amino acids)
Source: RefSeq, a predicted model, not a curated record